Sciurus carolinensis (gray squirrel) is the source of this 5118-nucleotide messenger RNA. RefSeq names its product PBX homeobox 4 (gene Pbx4). Gene Ontology annotation, biological process: animal organ morphogenesis; embryonic organ development; eye development. Gene Ontology annotation, cellular component: nucleus. Bases 3 to 1424 code for a protein of 473 amino acids. The record is from RefSeq and is a predicted model, not a curated record. The transcript is spliced from 8 exons. Lineage: Eukaryota; Metazoa; Chordata; Mammalia; Rodentia; Sciuridae. Gene Ontology annotation, molecular function: RNA polymerase II cis-regulatory region sequence-specific DNA binding; DNA-binding transcription factor activity, RNA polymerase II-specific.
UGAUGCGCGGCGCCCGUUGGCUGACGGCGACGUGGGGGCGUGUCUCCACGGUGCGCAGUGUCGGUUGGUUGGCUGCCAACGGAGGGGGCGGAGACCAUGGGCAGCGGCGGUUGGCUGCGCCGCCUGCGCGAGCGCUCCAGGCCCGGCGGCUCCUCAGCCAUAGCCUGGCCGCCCCGCCAAUGGACGCCCCGCUGCGCUCACCUCGGCCCGCGCAGCCACCACCUGUCCCGCGCCACCCGCCUCCCGGGCCUCCGCCAGGCCCUGACACGAGCGACGUCCUGCAGCAGAUCAUGACCAUCACUGACCAGAGCCUGGAUGAGGCGCAGGCCAGAAAGCAUGCUCUGAAUUGCCAUCGGAUGAAGCCUGCUCUCUUCAGUGUGCUGUGUGAGAUCAAGGAAAAGACAGACAAUUUGUGUGGCUCAUUUGCGCCAAGGAUGUUCCCUGCUGAGUGCUUGUUAGUGGUAAGCAUCCGUGGCAUUCAGGAAGACCAUCCCCCCGAUGCUCAGCUCAUGAGACUGGAUAACAUGCUGCUGGCUGAGGGCAUGUCCAGGCCGGAGAAGAGAGGAAGAGGAGGAUCAGCAGCGGUGGCCAGCACAGCAACACCAGGUGGCUGUCCAAAUGACAAUAACAUUGAGCACUCUGACUACAGGGCCAAGCUGUCCCAGAUCCGACAGAUUUACCACUCUGAGCUAGAGAAAUAUGAACAGGCCUGCCGUGAGUUCACUACACAUGUCACCAACCUUCUCCGAGAGCAGAGCAGGAUGAGGCCUGUGUCCCCCAAGGAGAUCGAGUGCAUGGUUGGUGUCAUCCAUGGCAAAUUCAGCGCUAUCCAGAUGCAACUGAAGCAGAGUACCUGUGAGGCCUUGAUGACGCUACGCUCGCGGUUCCUUGAUGCCAGGCGUAAGCGGCGAAAUUUCAGCAAGCAGGCAACAGAAGUACUGAAUGAAUAUUUUUAUUCCCAUUUGAGCAACCCUUACCCCAGUGAAGAAGCCAAAGAAGAGCUAGCCAGGAAGGGUGGCAUCACAGUAUCCCAGGUUUCUAACUGGUUUGGCAACAAAAGAAUCCGGUAUAAAAAGAACACGGGGAAAUUUCAAGAAGAGGCUACCAUUUACACCAGUAAAUCAACUGUGGAUGCCACCAAAGCAAGGGCCCUGGAGAGCCAAGCCAGCUGCCUGUCAGUGCCCAGCCCCGGGUCCUCUGGUCCCUUCCCACUGACCAGUGCUGGGGAUACGUUUCUCACCCUGCAGACCCUGGCCUUUCUCCAGCCCUCUCCUGGGGGCAACUGCCUACAGUCCCAGGUAGGUUGGGACACAGUCCCAUGGAGCCCUGGUGGAUGUGGGUCCUCAGAACUGGGCUCUUCCAGCCAUCUGAUGCUUCCACUCAUCUCUUGCAGUGGUGUCCCAACCACAGGGUCUACAUUGUGAUGAAGGUUGGCUGAGCUGCCUCCAGGGCACAGCUCUUCAGGGUCCAUGCAGCACAUACUGUUCCUUUAGGCUCCCAAAGGCUCCCACCUCUGCCCAUUGCAAGAUGUUAAUUCAUGGCAGCCACCAAAACCAGUCAGUGGACAUGAGGACCCAAAAUAAGGUCUUUGGUUGUGGAGGGGAGGAGCCUCCCUCCUGGAGCAGUGUAGAAAGGGUGGCAGGCAGCAUCAGGGGAGGCCCAGAUGAAACAUGAGAACAUGCUCUGGUCUAUGCUCAGACCCAGUCACUAUCUACCUGGAGGUCUGGUCAGGAUGGGGCUCUCUCACCAGCACCACUUUUCCUGCUGCCUUUUGUCAAUGCCCAGCUUGGGCAGACUGGAGAUCCAUUUUGGUGACUGGGAAGAAAUUAAACCAAGGAUCUUGAGUAGCCAAAGUGCCCUCCAGAAUUUUCUAGAGGUGUUACCUACCCCUUUCUCAGGCCUCUUCAGUCUGCCCUAAUGGUCACAGGGUCCUGACCCUGCUCUAGAAGAGGGUUCAAGUGGGGCUGGCUGGCCCUCUGUGUGUGGUUUUUCCAGAAGAUGCUACAUAGACACAGGAGGAUGAGCUCACCAAAGAGGCGUCAUCUGAGGCCUUACAGAGUUCAUGAGUUUUUCCUUUUUUCAAUACAGAGGACAGAACCCAGGGGCACACUUACCACUGAGUUUCAUCCCUAGCCCUUUUUAUUUUGAGACAGGGUCUCACUGAUUUGCCCCAGGCUGGCCUUGAAUUUGCAAUCCUCCUGUCUUAGCUUCUCAAGUUGCUGGGAUCAUAGGCAUGCCAUGAGUAUUCUUCACAGAAUGUCAUGUCCUAGGCUGGGAAUGUAGCUCAGUUGGUGGAGUGCUUGCCUCCCAAGCACAAGGCCCUGUGUUCAAAUCUCCAGCACCGCAAAAAAAAAAAAAAAAAAAGACUGUCAUGUCCUACUAUAUGUCCCACAUAGCUGAGGAUACAGCUCAUUGGUAGAGCACUUGCCUUGGGUGCAUAAGGUCCUGAGUUUACCCCCCAACAUCACCAAAAAGAGUUGCCUCUUGGCCCCCUCCUGAUUUUCACCACUCCCAGCCCCUGAGGGCUCAGACAGUAUGCAUGCUGGCAUGGAGUCUGCCCUGGCACCAGAUGGUACCUGCCCCACUCGCUGCAGUGGCAGCUCUGCCCUCUAUUGCUGUGGCAGUCCUCAACCAGCGGCACUUGAGACAGGGCGUUGUCUUUCUCUUUGUGCACCUGGGGCUCCGUCUUAUGUCUUGUGCAUAGCGCAAGUGUGUUUAAGAUGAAUUAUGAAGUGAGGGUCCCAGCCUUCGAUCCAGGAGAUCAGGUCCUAUCAGCCCCACAGAGUAAACAGGGAAUGAUGUGGACCAACACAGGCCACACAGGCCACACAGCCACACAGGCCACACAGGCUCCUCUUCCUCUGCCUACCCAUAUCCUAGUCAGCAUGGCCACAGCCCCCUGCCUAAGUCCCUCACAGCACCCCUACCAAAGCACACAGCAGGUAAGGACCUGUCUCACCCAGGUACCUUCUACUGCACCCUGCCCCAUCACCCCCUCGUGUGGGGACAUGGGCCUCCAUUCAUCAUCCUAAGGAUGCCAGGUGCUGUAUGUCCACCUGAAGGUAGAACAACCCCCAUCGUGCACCGCAUCCAUGUGAGUAGGGCAGGCCUGGUGGACAAAUGUGCAGCUAGGUGGGCUCAACACUGUCCCUGCACCGCAGAUGAUGCCUCCAACCCCUUGUGAUGAGGGGACAGCCCCUGCCCAUCAGCCAUGGGCCCUACCCACCUGGCUGCCCAUCCAAGCUAGUGUUUCUCUCAGAAUCUUGCCAUGGCAUUUCAGCUCCAGGCCUUACCUUGUCCCCCUCUCUCUCAGAGCAUAGAGACCUCAGCUGCACCUUGAUGUCAUGUAUUCCUUUAUUAUAGGCCCUAGAGACAGCCCAUUCAGGCCAGCUUUCCUGCUGGGGAAGUUCAUCUGUAGCACAGGUCUGGUGAUGAGGCUGGCCAUAACCCAGGACUGACCCCUCCAUCCUUUCCCUCCUCUCCUGGACCUUUGAGGUUAUCUGUCAGCAUGUUCUAAGCCUUCCUAGAGACAUGGGGACUGGGUGGUCAUCAGCUUUAUGGCAGCCCCCUCUGAUGCUCAGUCUUUGUAUUUUCAGGCUAGGGGCGGCUGGCAGGGGGCCAUGCCCCCUCAGUCAGCUGCCUCACCUACUGGAGACCCCAGCAGCAUCAACUCAGAUGCAUCUAAUUAAGUUUGGGGGAUAUGCAGAAAGGGUACCAGGUGACUCCCAGGGUGGCCAGCACUCAUGUUCUUCUGCGCAUGUAGUCGAUUACCUCAGAAACUUGGGGCCCCAGGUGACAGUGCUCCCUGCACCUGGGUCAUGCAGCCAGUGACCAUCUCACUCGUCUGCUGGGAUUUGAAAUGGAUGAAUGCUGCUCAUUUUCCCACCUGUUUUUUUUUUUUUUUUAAAUAGGAAUGUUACGUUAAGACUGAAUUGUCUCCUCUAGAACUUGUCCACAAAUUUUCUCAUUAAAAUUUUGACUUAUUUUAAUUUUGAUGUUUUGUAAUACCAAACUUGUGUCAGGUUAUUAUUUGACAACAUGGGAGCCAUGUCAUAGCUACGAGUGUCAUGUGAGGCCACCUCUGCCCUUUGUGUGCCUGCUCUCCCCUCUCCUGGGGUGUGCUUGUGUUCUGUUCUGAUUUAAAUCUGUCCUAAGCUCAGAAUUUUGCUGGAAAUUGGUUUGGCAUUUCUUUUUGUUGUUUUUGCUUUUUUUCUAUUAAUCUUUUGUUUUCAGUUGAAAUUUAAUUAAAAAGGAUAAACUUCCCAACCACGUGCCAUGAAGUCCUGCUGGCCCAAGACUUGGCACUUGGCAUCAAUUCCUGAUUGUCCCUCUCUGUUUCCUCAGCAGACCUUCCUCUGCCUGGAUCUUCCCAUCUCCUCUCCACCCCUCACCAGGCCUUGGCUUCCCUACCUACCACUGAAGAGCAAUAAUGGGGUAGAGCCAGGCUGUGAGAGUUCAAAUAUGCUGCUAGGCCUAGAGCAAAUACUGUAGCCAUGUGUCAGUUAGUGUCACAGUGUCAUGGUGACCCUAAGUCCACCUUGUCAGCUGCUACCACAACUAGUAAUUGAGCUCCUAUUCUGUCUCUUCACACAUCCCAGGAAAACUCCUGUGGGCCUCCACUUCAGCUCACCCCAAGGUGUUAGCCAGCAUACCCCUGGUUUUGCCUCUGCCCCUCAAGGCCCCUCCAUUCCACCUCCCCCCUGAGCAUCAAAGUCCUGUAGGCAGCAACAGCACGGUGCUGGUGUGUGGCCUGUGAGAGUUAUGGACACAGGACAGAUGAAAGACUGUCUUAGCUGGGAGUUCAGCCCCUGCCACUAAGACAGGGGCACCCCAGCCUGUACCAUGAAAGACUGAGAGCAAGGACUGCUAUAAAUGAGAAGGGCCUGCCCUCCUCUGGUUCACACCAGAGUCCUGCUCAGCCCCCAGCAAUCCUGGCUGCCCUCAGACUUACCUUGCCCGGACUCCCCAGACUUGACCAGGCAAGGCCUCCAGGUCUCAGGUGCUCUUGCCUGGCUGUAUCCCCACACUGCCCUCCAUACUUUCUAUUUCUGUUGUUUCUAAAAGACAAGAAAUAGCUGGGUAUGGUGGCACACACCUGUAAUCCCAGCUACUUGGGAG